AUGCGUAAGGCCGACAGCGGGGAGCCUGAGUUCGAGACACUCCAGCUGCACGCUGGCCAGGUUCCCGAUCCGACAACCAAUGCGAGGGCUGUGCCGAUCUAUGCUUCGUCAAGCUUCGUUUUCAACGACUCGCAGCAUGGAGGGGAUCUUUUUGGCUUGCGUGCUCUGGGUAACAUUUACUCAAGGGUUGGAAACCCAACUCAGGAUGUGUUUGAGAAACGCAUGGCUGCAUUGGAGGGUGGUGUUGCUGCCGUGGCCGCGAGCAGUGGCCAAUCCGCUCAAUUCAUGACUAUCGCAACGAUUGCUAGUGCUGGAGAUAACAUUGUUUCAACGACAUUACUAUAUGGAGGAACGUUUAAUCAAUUCAAGGUUUUCCUCAAACGGUUCGGCAUCGGCGUCAAAUGGGUCGAGAAUGACGAUCUAGAGGGUUUCAAGAACGCCAUUGACGGGAAGACCAAGGCAAUUUACGUCGAGAGCAUUGGGAACCCCAAGUAUAAUGUCUCCCCUUUGCCAGAGCUUGCCAAAAUUGCGCACGAUGCCGGUAUUCCUUUGAUUGUGGACAAUACUUUUGGUAUCGGAGGAUACAUUGUCCGCCCUAUUGAUCAUGGAGCUGAUAUUGUCGGUGAGUCUCCCCGAAAGCGAAUCUUAGGAACGACGAUCGCUGGUGUUGUGGUUGACGCGGGCAAGUUUGACUGGUCCCGAUCAGGGAAAUUCCCUUCUUUCACCGAACCAUCUGAGGGUUACCACGGACUGAAAUUCUGGGACACCUUUGGUAACACCUCGUUUGCGGUCAAGCUUCGUGUCGACGUUCUUCGGGACCUCGGAGCCGCCUUGAAUCCCUUCGCCGCAUUCCUCCUUUUGCAAGGCCUUGAGACUCUAUCUCUCCGAGCUCAACGACAUUGUGAGAAUGCUUUUGCCCUAGCAGAAUGGCUUAAGAACCAUCCGAAGAUUUCCUGGGUCUCCUACCCUGGCCUUCCAUCGCACUCUUCACACGAACGUGCCAAACAACUUCUUCGUGCAGGCUAUUACGGUGGAGUGCUCAGCUUUGGCGUCAAGGGUGAUGCAAGCGUUGGAAGUGCUGUGGUUGACAAGCUCCGUCUUGCCAGUAAUCUCGCUAACGUAGGCGAUGCGAAGACCCUGGUUAUUCACCCAGCCUCGACAACUCAUCAGCAACUCACUGUUGAGGAGCAGUUCUCGUCGGGUGUCACCCCGGAUCUUAUCCGAGUUUCUGUUGGUAUUGAACAUAUUUCGGACAUCAUUGCUGACUUUGAACACGCGCUCGCCAUUGCGACACCGGAACCCUCCAGCUCCCCGACAUAA
Molecule: messenger RNA, 1320 nt
Organism: Cantharellus anzutake
Lineage: Eukaryota; Fungi; Basidiomycota; Agaricomycetes; Cantharellales; Hydnaceae
Product: O-acetylhomoserine ami
Exons: 11
Coding region: 1-1320 (439 amino acids)
Biological process (GO): transsulfuration
Molecular function (GO): pyridoxal phosphate binding; transferase activity, transferring alkyl or aryl (other than methyl) groups
Source: RefSeq, a predicted model, not a curated record